GGGAAGUCGGGUCUUAGGGAAUAUGUCUGCGAUUACAAGGAGUGCAAUAAAGGCUUCACAUCUGCGGGUAAUUUAAAGAAACACAAGACUAGAGUCCACUCAAACGCUAAGCCCUACCACUGCUGUUGGCCCGGAUGUGAGGCUCAAUACAAGACUAAAGACUCACUUCUUAGGCAUCAAUUGAUUCACACAACUCGACCACAAUAUGAGUGCGAGUUUAGCGGUUGUCACAAGAGUUUUAUGUCAUUGACUAAACUCCAGAUCCACAGUCGGAUCCACACAAGGGUCAGAUUCAAAGGUCAAGUCCACAAAAAAGAU
This is a messenger RNA of Oppiella nova, 318 nucleotides long. The record is from the annotation of a GenBank genome assembly. NCBI's taxonomy places the organism in Eukaryota, Metazoa, Arthropoda, Arachnida, Sarcoptiformes, Oppiidae.